GGUGCUGGGGCCGGGCCGGUGCCGCCGCCGAGCCCCGGCUCGUCCCGCCCCGCCGGCACAGGAGCCACCAUGGCGGCAGAGCGGGACCGCGAGCGGGAGCUGAGCUUCUACCGACGGCUGCCCAAAGCGGAACUCCAUGCUCAUUUGAAUGGCUGUAUCAGUACUGCUACUAUGAAGAAACUCAUGGCCCAGAAGCCAAACCUUCAGAUCCAGAAUGGAAUGACUGUGAUUGACAAAGGAAAGAAAAGAACUUUAGAUGAAUGUUUUCAGAUGUUUCAGAUCAUCUAUCAGGUUACCACGAGGACUGAAGAUAUUUUACUGAUAACUAAAGAUGUCAUUAAAGAAUUUGCUGAUGAUGGUGUUAAGUAUCUGGAAUUGAGAAGCACUCCAAGAGAAGAAAAUUCCACAGGUAUGACCAAAAGGAUGUAUGUUGAAACUGUGCUUGAGGGUAUAAAGCAGUGUCAAGAAGAAGGCUUGGAUAUAGAUGUAAGGCUGUUAAUAGCAAUAAACAGAAGAGAUGGCCCAGCAGUUGCAAAGCAGACUGUUAAACUUGCUGAAGAGUUCCUGCUUUCCAGUGAUGGGGUUGUAGUAGGACUUGACCUCAGUGGUGAUCCCACUGCAGGACACGGUCAAGAUUUUUUGGAACCUCUCUCUGAAGCAAAGAAAGCAGGUCUGAAGCUGGCACUGCAUCUUUGUGAGAUUCCAAAUCAAGAAGAGGAGACCAAGAUUCUCCUGGGCCUGCCUCCUGACAGAAUUGGACAUGGAACAUUUCUCAACUCCACAGCAGCAGGUUCUGAAGAGAUAGUGUCACUGGUUCAGCAGAAUCAUAUACCUAUUGAAUUUUGCAUGACAUCAAACAUAAAAUCUCAGACAGUGCCUUCCUGUGACAAACACCAUUUUGGAUACUGGUACAGCAUGGGCCAUCCUGCAGUGCUUUGUACUGAUGAUAAAGGCGUCUUUGCCACUGACCUGUCGCAAGAAUAUGAGCUGGUUGCAAAAACAUUUAAUCUGACUCGAUCACAGAUGUGGGAUCUUUCCUAUGAAUCACUCAACUAUAUUUUUGCUUCAAAUGCAGUAAAAUCCAAGCUGAGGGAGCAGUGGUGUAAGCUGAAGCCAACUCUGUUUGAUUAAUCAAACUGUUGUCCUAAAUAGCUCGGGUAUAUUUGAGUUAAUAAGCUUUUUUUACUGAAGUCUCUGGCUUUUUUCAGACCUCAGGGUUUUAAACUCACUCAUGCCUGUGUGAAAUUAAGGCAACUGGAAUGCAUCCCUUGUAACCGGGGACAGAAGUAAAUGUUCUUUUGGUAGGUAAGAAGGGCUCUCAACCAGUGACUAAAAUGCCAGAUGUGUUGUCACCUUGUUUCUCUUGAGCUGAUACGACAUUUUAAAAGAUACUUAGUUGAAAUAUGUCAUCAUAAUAUAAACACUGAAGAGCUGGAACAAAAUAAAGGCAGAGCUAUUUUAAAGCAUCUCUGUUGGCAGCAUUCA
Molecule: messenger RNA, 1485 nt
Organism: Passer domesticus (house sparrow)
Lineage: Eukaryota; Metazoa; Chordata; Aves; Passeriformes; Passeridae
Gene: MAPDA
Product: adenosine deaminase like
Exons: 10
Coding region: 70-1131 (353 amino acids)
Biological process (GO): inosine biosynthetic process; adenosine catabolic process
Molecular function (GO): adenosine deaminase activity
Source: RefSeq, a predicted model, not a curated record